Messenger RNA from Dissoconium aciculare CBS 342.82, 754 nucleotides. RefSeq lists its product as uncharacterized. The transcript has 3 exons. The coding region runs from base 143 to 646 and encodes 167 amino acids. The record is from RefSeq and is a predicted model, not a curated record. Lineage: Eukaryota; Fungi; Ascomycota; Dothideomycetes; Mycosphaerellales; Dissoconiaceae.
AAUCAACAAUAUGAAUGAUCGACGAACCGCAAAUACCCAAUGAUCUCUUAAUACCCCGGCGCAAAGGCAUCAGUCGCAGAUUUGCGCAACUUGCGCCUGCCUCCCGCCAAAUUUCUGAAGCACUGGUCAAAAGCACGCCACUAUGUCUGGUAACAUUGGCAUUGAGCCGGCGCUGCUCGCAAUGGCCAGAGCGAUGCUGGUUGAAGCUAUUCCUGAGAAGUUGCGCUGUGCAACAUGUGACAAAUUGGCGAUCGGCGCUGUCAAAAUUCCUUGUUGUGACAGCACUAUCUGCACCGACUGCCACACCGAUCUCCCUGAUGGCGAGUGCCCAAUCUGCACACACUCUCCCUUCACUGCCUCUUUGUGCUUGCCCGCAAAGGGACUGCAAGCUACUGUUAAGGCAUUCAUCAAGACAGAGGCCAAGAAACGUGCCACUGAGGCUGCUGCUCCCGUGAAACAGUCAGUGGACACGGCAGAAGAGCCUGUUAAGAGCAUCGAGAGUGCCGCAGAAACGCUUGACACAACCGCAACUCUACCCUCGAAACAACCCGAUUCAAGCAAGGCCGCAGGAAACGACAGCGAAAAGAUCGAAGAGGGAGUGCCUCUGGCAGAGCCAUUGGCGGCAGAUAGUGGAUCGGUAGGUUAAGAAUCGACUAUUGGUCGUACUCCCAACACUGACUGAAGAUCCCAUCACAGAUCGAUGAGCAGCAGACUUUGAAUCAAGUGCAGGAAGAGGAAGAAGCCGAUCAAGAAG